This is a messenger RNA of Melozone crissalis (California towhee), 1321 nucleotides long. Its product is annotated as mucin-2-like. The record is from RefSeq and is a predicted model, not a curated record. The coding region runs from base 14 to 958 and encodes 314 amino acids. NCBI's taxonomy places the organism in Eukaryota, Metazoa, Chordata, Aves, Passeriformes, Passerellidae. The transcript has 5 exons.
AGUUGAAACGAGCAUGCUGCCUCCCUCCACCUCUGCUCUUCUCUCCUCCACUGGGCUGGGCACCACGCUUGGCACCAGCCCCCACCAAGAGCCAGCCAUGACCACACUGCUUGGCAGCACAUCCCCAGGGACCAGCACCACCUCUGCUUCCACCACGGCAGAAGUGACAGACACUUCAGAUGGGCCCUUGACGACCCCAUCAGACACCAUGACCUCCCUUGGUACCACCACAGAGGUCCCUGGGACCACCCCUGGUACUUCCACCCCAAUAGAACCAGAGACCUCCAGUGACACUGCAGAGACCACUGUCCUGGGUGUGACAGCAACUGUGUCCCCAGCUCUCCCAACCUCCUCAGCACCCAUGGAGAGCUCAACACUGUUGCCUUCCACUGACUCCAGCACCACAGCCACCCUCCUUUCCUCCAGCCCUGAAACAGAAGCCUCCACCCCAGAGGAGUCCAGCACAUCCACAGAGACUGAAAACACCUCACCUCCCACUGUGCUUCCUCCCUCCACAACUACAGAAGAUUCAUCUGAAUCUACAGAAGAGACCUUGGCAACCCUGGCAGACACCACAGCCAGCCCUGUUAUCAGCACAUCAGACCCCAUGGGUACUCCCAGCUACCCAGACAGGACCACUCCUGACAUCUUCCCCUCAACUGUGGAGUUGACUCCAGGCACUGAGCCCUCUUCCCCUGCCUCCAGCUCAGCCCAGACCUCAGAGGCUGCUGCCCUCAGCACACCUACAGCCCUGCCAACGCUGCUGCCAACCUGCCCCUCUGCCUCACCCAACACCAGUGCUUCUCACCUGUUUCUGUCGCUGAGGUUGACCACCCCUCUGGACCUGGGGAACACCACGGUGCAGGAGCUGCUGUUGUCCAAGCUCCGUGAGGACCUGCAGACAGCGUUCCCAUGUGCUGGCCUGUCACUGGCAUGGCGAGGGAAGAGGAGGACUUGACUGCUGCCCCUCACCUGGACUGCCAAGCACCUGCUCCCAGCUCCUCACUCCAUGGUGGUGCAGGCCCCUGGGGAAUCCCAUACAGCUCCUCUUGAACCUGGGGCUUCCUGUCCUUCACUCUGUACCCCCAGUCCCCUCCUGACCCUUCCCACAGCCUGUCUGAAGAGCCUGAGCCCUCUCACCACCCUGCUCCAGACCAGGUUCCCCCUCCAGCUCUGCUGGGGACUGGGAGAAGGGGACCCUAUGGAACUGGGCUUUUACAUCUGGGACUGAGCUGCCUCAGCCGUCAAAGCCACCCUGGGGACAGAGGAAUGAGAGGAAGGAGACCUGAAGCCCCCAGUACUGCUGUGCCCAAGGCUCACC